GACCUUUGACCUCAAGAUAUGUGAAUGAAAAUGGGUUCUCUUUGUACCCACGAGCAUCAAGCAUAAAAAUAUGACGCGACAGAUGCGUCGCUUUGUUUUUCUUGUCAUAUUUCAUACAGUAUGUCAUACCAGAGCAGACUGUUACGGGUUAGGUGAGGAUGCUUUCAAUGACAGCUGUAGGAGUCGUGUUGUUUAAGCAUCUACAAUUCUUUGUGGCCCCUUUUGUCUCAAAUAGCGUCUGACACAGAUAUAACUUUGACUCUCCUACCACCAAACUUUCCUGUGAAGUCAUAUUUCAAAGUUUUUGCAUUCGGGUAAAGGUGAGCAGCAAGAUGAAAAACAAACCCCGCCUCUCUAAACCCUUUUAUAAGAGCUCAGCGGUACAAACUAUCCCUGCAGUGACGCGAUUAAACGCACAAUGAGGAGCUUCACCUUGAUAACAGCUUUACUUCUCUGCAGCCUCAGCUCCGUCUCAGGUUCUGAGUCUCAGACUGUGAAGGUUCAGUCUGGUGAUGAAGUCACACUGACGUGCAACAACAUUACCAGCCGUCCAGCUCAUACGGAGUGGUUCAGACUGAUCAACAGAACCAAGCCCAGCUGUAUCUCCUAUAUGUACUGGGAUGAUGAUGAAGCUUCGUUCUGUGAUGGAUUUCAAAAAGAAAAAUUUGAAAUGAGCUCCAACAUCUCCACUGUCUUUCUUAAAAUCAAGCGAGUGGAUUUAUCUGACUCUGGACUGUAUUUCUGUGGAAUCUACGUGAAAGCACAUACUGUCAUUGCCGAUUUAACACAUUUAAUCGUUCAAGGUGAUGGUGAAUCUGAUGGUAAAGUGGAUUUUAAGACUGAAAAGGAGUUUGAUGUAACGGCAAACCUAAUGAGUUUGAUCCUGGGUGGUCUGACCGUUUCCCUCACCAUAGUCGUCGUUGUUCUGGCUGUUAAAGUCAGGAAACUUCAGACAGCUGUGAAUGAGGAGCCGCAGCCAGAAAGAAACAAGAAUCUGGGCUCUGAUGAGCUGAACUCUGCAGCGCUGAGGUUCCUUCCAGAGACAAUGAGGAACAGGAGGCCUGCAUCAGAGAGAGAAGUGGAGACUCGUGUUGUUUAUGCUGCCAGCAGAUAGACUCCGGAAGACACUGUAUUGAGGCGUUAAUGCAAAUUUGUUUUAACACCACUCAUUUCUUUAACGCA
Sebastes umbrosus (honeycomb rockfish) is the source of this 1182-nucleotide messenger RNA. RefSeq lists its product as uncharacterized. Bases 419 to 1114 code for a protein of 231 amino acids. The record is from RefSeq and is a predicted model, not a curated record. The transcript is spliced from 6 exons. Gene Ontology annotation, biological process: response to bacterium. Lineage: Eukaryota; Metazoa; Chordata; Actinopteri; Perciformes; Sebastidae.